CCGGCACACGGGCGCACGGUGCGAGAUUUUUACGUGCGCAAAGCCGCAAACCCAUCCACGGCCCCGGGCCACGCCCGAGCCGGCCGGCCGGCCGGCCUUGCGUGCGUGCGUGCGGCGGCGCCAGCUCGGACCGCGGAGGCGUCCGUGCUUUUGCUCGCAGUCGUAUUCGCACGCCGCAGCGAGCCAGCGACCGACACACCAAUCCCCCGCACCCCGCGCCGUAGCUACAUGGCCUGGUGCGCCCUGCGCAGCCGCGUCCUCCCGCUCCCCACCGCCGCCGCCGCGCCCCACCACCUGCUCCUGCGCUUCCUCCUCUCGACCGCGGCCCCGCGCCACGCGCACCACCGCCGCCGCCUCGCCCCCACCGUCUACGCCGCCGCCGCCGCCGCCGCCGAGGCGCCGCUCCCCAUGUCAACGCGCUUCGGCCGGGCCACGCGGCAUCCCGGGAGCGCCGAGUCCGUGGCACGCGUCUACGCCGACGUCAACGCCCAGCAGCCCAAGGAGUACUGGGACUACGAGUCUCUCGACAUUCAGUGGGGAGUGCAGGAUGGGUACGAGGUGCUGCGGAAGCUGGGGAAGGGGAAGUACAGCGAGGUGUUCGAAGGCUUCCGGGCUGGGAGCGACGAGAGGUGCGUCAUUAAGAUCCUCAAGCCCGUGAAGAAGAAGAAGAUAAAGAGGGAAAUAAAGAUACUUCAAAACUUAUAUGGCGGGCCAAAUAUUGUAAAGCUACUUGAUGUUGUCAGAGAUGAUGAAUCCAAGACGCCUAGUCUGAUCUUUGAAUAUGUCAACAACACUGACUUCAAAGUGCUUUACCCUGCACUAUCUGAUUAUGAUAUCAGAUAUUAUAUUUUCGAAUUAUUGAAGGCACUAGACUAUUGUCAUUCACGAGGUAUCAUGCACCGAGACGUCAAACCUCACAAUAUCAUGAUUGAUCAUGAGAAACGCCUGCUUCGUCUUAUUGACUGGGGCCUUGCGGAGUUCUAUCAUCCCAAGAUGGAAUAUAAUGCUAGAGUUGCUUCAAGAUGCUACAAGGGCCCUGAACUUCUUGUGGAUUUAUUAGAUUAUGAUUACUCAUUGGAUUUGUGGAGCCUCGGUUGCAUGUUUGCAGCAAUGAUAUUCCGAGUGGACCCUUUCUUUAGUGGCCAGGAUAAUUAUGACCAAUUAGUGAAAAUAACUGAGGUUCUUGGUACAGAAGAUUUCUAUAACUACCUUGAAAAAUAUGGCCUCCAACUUGACCCACAACUGGAAAGACUUGUUGGAAGACAUACUAGGAAACCAUGGUCGAAGUUUGUUAACGCUAGGAACAGACACCUAGCUAACCCUGAGGCUAUUGAUUUGGUAGAUAGGCUCCUCCGGUAUGAUCACCAGGAAAGGCCUACAGCUAAGGAAACCAUGGCUCAUCCAUAUUUCAGUCCAGUAAGAAGCUCCGAAAGCAGCAGGACAAAAUCACAAUAGCUACAGGAUGUGCAAAGGUGCAUUUUCUUUUUUCAAGUGGUUUGAUACUGUCAUGCGAGGCAUGUCAUAUUUGACAAUUUUUUGAACUGGUGUCAAAUGUGUAGAGAAAAUACUCGAUUUUUAAGGCAGGUACAUGAUUUAUCCAGCAUAAGGUCAUAGUCGGCAUGUAUGUGUCACACAUUUUGUGUGCAGGAGUUAAUUCUUUUUCUCUGCUGAUUGUUCUAUUUCGAAUAAUUUAUUUCACCAGUGGGCUUGAAUACUGCA
This is a messenger RNA of Phragmites australis (common reed), 1719 nucleotides long. Its product is annotated as casein kinase II subunit alpha-2-like. NCBI's taxonomy places the organism in Eukaryota, Viridiplantae, Streptophyta, Magnoliopsida, Poales, Poaceae. Gene Ontology annotation, molecular function: protein serine/threonine kinase activity; ATP binding. Gene Ontology annotation, cellular component: nucleus; cytosol; protein kinase CK2 complex. Gene Ontology annotation, biological process: protein phosphorylation. The record is from RefSeq and is a predicted model, not a curated record. The coding region runs from base 229 to 1455 and encodes 408 amino acids. The transcript has 10 exons.